AUGGCAUCCACCAAGCCAAAAACAGGGCCUGCCAGCCACAUCGCCACACGGGAACAGUUACUGAAAGAAGAAGAGAUGUUAGAGAAAGCUCAAGAUUUUACUAAAUUGAUCCGAAGAUGGGAACGUGGCCAGGCUAUGUGCCUUCAGCUAGCAGCCCAGGAAGACAGGUGUUUUGAAAAGAGCAGAAAGAGACAGGGGGCAGAAAUUAAAGAAGAGCUACACUAUGCUAAUAAACAGCUGAUGACGGUUCGGCGAGCAGCCUUGCAUCGUCUCCUAACUUUUGAGCACCUACAGUACCAGUUGGAACUGAACCACUUGGGCAAGUCAUUCUAUGCAGAACGGCUGUGA
Rhineura floridana is the source of this 348-nucleotide messenger RNA. RefSeq names its product cilia and flagella associated protein 141 (gene CFAP141). Lineage: Eukaryota; Metazoa; Chordata; Lepidosauria; Squamata; Rhineuridae. Bases 1 to 348 code for a protein of 115 amino acids. The transcript is spliced from 4 exons. The record is from RefSeq and is a predicted model, not a curated record.